GUUACAUAUCAAAACUAGCGACGGAUGUAACAAGCAAUAAGUAAAUAAUACUUUACUUCCUGUCAUUCUUUAUCAAAUUUAUUUUCUGCUACGAAAGGCAGCAAGUACCAUCAAGAUAACUUGUUUAUGAAAAGUAUCAUACAAAAUGUCCGACAUUUCAAAAGGAUACUGGUUUUUCGAAACGUCCGACAUGGAGAAAAAAUAUACCGUUGUUGAUUUACGAAGCGAUACACUUACCAAACCGACUAAAGCGAUGCGACUUGCUAUGUUCAACGCAGAAGUAGGAGAUGACGUUUACGAGGAAGAUCCGACAGUAAAAAAAUUAGAAGAAAAGGCUGCGACAUUGAUGGGAAAAGAAGCUGCGCUUUUCGUUACUUCCGGGACAAUGGGAAAUUUAAUCGCCAUUAUGACUCACUGCGACGUACGUGGAAGCGAGGCUUAUUGCGGCGAGGAAUCUCAUACGAUUUUACACGAGCAAGGUGGUGCUGCUCAAUUAGGAGGUGUAACUUUAUGUCCUUUACCAAAUAACCCUGACGGAAGCUUCGAUCUAGCAUUACUUCGAAAUAAACUUCGUAACGAUAGAUUGCACGAACCGAUCUCGAAAUUGGUAAUCGUAGAAAAUACGAUUAAUGGUAAGAUCGUACCACAGGAUUGGAUCAUAGAAUUGGCUGGAUUAGCCAAAUCUUGCGAUCUUAAAUUACAUUUAGAUGGAGCAAGAAUAUGGAAUGUUGUAACGGCAUCUAACGUGUCGGCUAAAGAUCUCGUGUCCGUAUUCGAUUCGGUCACGUUUUGUUUAAGCAAGGGUUUGGGGGCACCGAUCGGUUCCUUAUUAUGCGGAAACAAAUGCUUCAUCAAGAAAGCAAGGAGAAUACGAAAGGUUUUAGGUGGAGGAAUGAGACAGGUUGGUAUUAUCGCGGCUGCUGGACUCGUGGCUCUAGAAGAAAUCGUACCUUUGUUGAAAGAAGACCAUAAAAGAGCAGCUCUCAUCGCACGAGCGAUCAACGAUUUAAACUCCGAAACGUUCACCGUCGACGAGAAAACUGUACAGACAAAUAUAGUUUUUGUAAAUAUACGUUCUAAAUUCAUAACUUCGGUGAAUUUUGCAGAAAGGCUUCUACAAGUUCAAGAGGAUGUGGAGGACGAUCGAAUAAUGAUAAAAUGUUUGCCUCUAACGAGAACGACCGUUAGAUUUGUCUUAUACCAUGAAAUUACCGACACGAUGCUGGAAGCGGUCAUACGUAAAAUCACCUACGUUAUCAGAAGUAUGGAUGUGAACGAAUAGUCAUAGAUCUAAUAAAUGAAUGAACAACGA
Messenger RNA from Vespula pensylvanica (western yellowjacket), 1312 nucleotides. RefSeq names its product probable low-specificity L-threonine aldolase 2. The transcript is spliced from 4 exons. Gene Ontology annotation, biological process: L-threonine catabolic process; glycine biosynthetic process. NCBI's taxonomy places the organism in Eukaryota, Metazoa, Arthropoda, Insecta, Hymenoptera, Vespidae. Gene Ontology annotation, molecular function: L-allo-threonine aldolase activity. Bases 146 to 1282 code for a protein of 378 amino acids. Gene Ontology annotation, cellular component: cytosol. The record is from RefSeq and is a predicted model, not a curated record.